AUGCCGAAGAAGAGCAAGUUACUAGCUGCCCUGGAUGCCCACCGAGGGCGGGACUACCAGGCAGAAAAAAGAAAGGCACAAGUGAAAGCGGCCGAGAAGCGGAAAAGACAAAAGCUGGAGACGGCGAGACAAGAAGACGACGAUGGAGAGGAGGUGACGAAUGGGGAAGCCAAAGACGGAAGCCAUCAAACACCUCAGAAUGACGAUUUCGCCGGAUUUGCAGAAGAGGACAACGGCGUGGACAGCAAAGCAGACGCAAGGGAUCAAAAUGGGGCUGCCGUCAAUGCAAUCGACAACGGUGACACCGCCGCUCCCACGAUCCCGCAACCAGCCCAGCCCGUCGACGCCUCUGCCUCGGAAGCAGAAAAUGAAUCCGACGUGCCCAUCUCCGACCUCGAAGACUCAGACCUGGAGGACACGAUCCCGUACCAAAAGAUGACCAUCAACAACGGCCCCGCCCUGCUCGCGGCUUGCAACCGUAUCUCGAUCAUCAAACACCCCAAAUCCACACCCUUCCACCACCACAACUCCCUGAUCUCAGAUCUUCCUCCCACCUCACAGUCGGUGCCAGACCCCAACGACGACCUCACACGCGAACUUGAAUUCUAUCGCAUCGCCCGCACGGCCGUCGUCACCGCGCGAGACCUGCUCCUCUCGGAGAAGAUCCCUUUCACCCGUCCCGCCGACUACUUUGCGGAAAUGGUCAAGAGCGACGAACACAUGGGCCGCGUCAAGCAGAAGAUGUACGACGAGGCGGCCAACAAGAGAGCAGCAGAGGAGGCUCGCAAACUCAGGGACGCCAAGAAGUUCGGCAAGGCGGUCCAGGUCGCCAAGGAGCAGGAGAGGGCGAGGGAGAAGAGAAACACGCUCGACAAGAUCAAGGAGUUGAAAAGGAAACGCAAGGGCACCGACACGGGCAAAGUGACCGAGGGCAACCUAGACGACGAACUCUUCCAGAACAUCGACGUGGAAAACCCCGCUGCGAAAGAUCGGUCGGGCCGAGAUCGGGGUGCUCUCGGCGGCACUGGCCCCAGCCCAAAGAGACAGAGGCGCGACCAGAAAUAUGGCUUUGGUGGUAAGAAACGCCAUGCGAAAAGCGGCGAUGCAAUCAGCAGUGGCGAUAUGCGCGGAUUCUCAGCAAGCAGGAUGAAAGGCAAGGGCGGAAAGCUAAAGGCAAAGAGGCCCGGGAAGAGCAAGAGGAUGGCUACUCGGUGA
Messenger RNA from Fonsecaea multimorphosa CBS 102226, 1215 nucleotides. RefSeq lists its product as uncharacterized. Gene Ontology annotation, biological process: rRNA processing; ribosomal large subunit biogenesis. The record is from RefSeq and is a predicted model, not a curated record. Lineage: Eukaryota; Fungi; Ascomycota; Eurotiomycetes; Chaetothyriales; Herpotrichiellaceae. The transcript has 2 exons. Bases 1 to 1215 code for a protein of 404 amino acids. Gene Ontology annotation, cellular component: preribosome, large subunit precursor; nuclear periphery; nucleolus.